AUGAGAGAUACAAGCGAGACGGUAGCUAUCAACCAUGAAGGAGGUAUAACGACCCCGCUGAUCAAAUCUAGGUGGGAGACGGCACUACUCGGCACUCUGGCCGGGGCAGCUGUGGUGUUUCUGUGCAUCCUCAUCGCGCUGGCGUGCCGGGGGAACGGCCGGAGUAUGCGGGACAACCCGAAGCUAGUCGCCAUCAGCCCGCCCAUCUACAGCUACCACCCCAGCUACAAGCAGUCCAUGGAGUUACGGAGUCUGCGUCACACUGACUCAACGUCAUCAACUGUCGUCACUAGAUCAGGGAAAGUUUUUGCCAGGGCGCUGUGCGACUACAGCCCACAGGACGAUAACGAGCUGCCACUGCAAACCAAUGACGUCAUCGAGGUGCUGAGCGACCAAAAUGGCGGCUGGUGGUUUGGAUCCGUCCAGGGAAAAGUUGGCUUGUUUCCCGCCAAAUGUGUGGAGAUUCUCGUCUGCAAGGACAGACAAGAUGGUAAGAAGUGCUACGCGCGUGCGCUGUACGACUACGACCCCUGUGAGGAGGGUGAACUGCAGCUGCAGGUUGGUGACGUCAUGGAGAUCGUGAGUAGGGAGGACCCCGGCUGGUGGUACGGCUACCUGCGGGGGAAAGUCGGGCUCUUCCCGUCCAACUACGUCGAAGUGGUCCCGGAAAGUUCCGUAGGGGAUCUAUCGGAGCUCUCCCCAAUUAGGAGCAGGGAGCCCGAUGUGACGCUGGGGGCCUCCUCGGCGUCGACACUGCCGGCGGCAGACGUGCAACUUCUCUCCUCCAAGGCGAAUGGACAACACCGAGCGAGCUGUGCUGUGCACAGUUCCACCAAGAGGUGCAACUCCGGCUACGGCGGAGACCAGGACUCGUCAGGCUACCCCGACUCGUCAGGAUACGGCAUGGAGGAAGACUCUAAUACUUCCCACGAACAAUACGAGUUUCGCAACUACCAAAAGCCGUCCAGAAGGAAAAGCAGCUCCUCAAACAAAGGGCGGAAGUUGACCCGACGCUCAUCGGAACCAGUGAGCAACUCGUCUAACCCGGAAGCAGAUAACUGCCAACCGGAAGUGUGUCAUUGUAACGAGUGUAGCGAAGCAAAUCAAGGACAAUACACUACCACACACCCAGCUGAACAGCCCCGGAGUGCGUCUCAGAACAACUGCGAUCAGAACACGAUAGACAAUCGCGACUCGCGCACUCGACACAGUUCGAGGAGAUCGUCCUCCGCUCGGUGCCAUUCGUCGCGUUCUGACUCCCUUCGCUGCCAUUCGGACAACUCCGGCUCUUUCCGCUGCUUCGACGGUUAUCCCGAGAGCGUGUACGGCGGCAGCGACACUAACGUGGAGCGCUACUAUUUACGGCCCGAAGGCGAGAGGCAGGAGCCUGAUAGCUUUCUGGGCUCGAGUGUCAGCGGCUCUUUUCCCCCGUCGGACCAAAUUGACAGCUCCCUUGAAGGUUCCGACAAUGAGGUUAGAAGAUACGACUCAGACGGGCUGCAUAGCAUUGAAGCCUGAUUGCAUUUCAAACCUAGGAGAUGCUCUCCAGGCUCAAAGGCCAUGCAGUCCGCCAUAUAUCUUUAAAUCACUGGAACCAUAACCGUCGGCGUGUAAACGUCUUUUUCUUGUAUCUAUCAUAAAGGGAAGAAACAAGAGACAGCAGGCUUUUAAUCGCGUUUGUCUGUAUCUAUAUGACACGGGGGUUUAUAUGCUGUAAAGAGGGCCAAUGAUAUGGUGCUUGAGCAUGCGCAAUAGACGGUUCUCUCCA
Branchiostoma belcheri (Belcher's lancelet) is the source of this 1768-nucleotide messenger RNA. RefSeq lists its product as uncharacterized. The record is from RefSeq and is a predicted model, not a curated record. Bases 1 to 1518 code for a protein of 505 amino acids. The transcript is spliced from 6 exons. Gene Ontology annotation, molecular function: protein binding. NCBI's taxonomy places the organism in Eukaryota, Metazoa, Chordata, Leptocardii, Amphioxiformes, Branchiostomatidae.